AUGUUGCGACGGCCUCCUGGCGAGGGACGGCUAGUCGCCCAACAGCACAAGGUUCUACUGGCCUUGGCCUUAUUCUUCCUUUAUUGGCUCCAGCUUGUCGAUGCUCAGCAGCAGCAGCAGCAGCAGCAGCAACAACAACAACAACAACAACAACACCAACCGCAAUCCUCCCCUCAACAAGCAUCGGUUGCCAAUAUUUUGAAGGCUCACGAGAUCGACGUGGACAGCCAUGAAGGCCGACAUUUUCCCCGUGUCCGACAAGAAUCCCCCUUCGAAGCUGAUCGAGUCGUGGGCAGUCUGGCCGCUACAUCGUCAAACCCACGCAGUGUUCACGGCGGCACCGACCCGAAAAGCCGCCGAAGCUCCAUGACUACCGCUGAGGAGCGUCCUGGAAGUAGCGAUCAGCAACGAUUCGAGAACACCCCGAUACCUCACGAUGCGAGCGCCCUCGCAACUUUGGCUCCGGCUCAGCCCGUUCGAGCACCAAACUCUCCUAGACAUAUGCCCAGCCUCCUUGCCGAUGCUGGGCUAUCCUCGCUGCAGUCUGCGCGGAGUCUGGAGAACUGGGAAGUGGAAGACUACAUUCUUCUGGCGACCGUCGAUGGACACCUUUAUGCCGUCAAUCGAGAGUCCGGCGACGAGCGCUGGCACCUCGAGGUCGAACAGCCUGUCGUCGAAACCAUCCAUCACCGACCCAAUGCCUCCCUCGCAGACCACGAGCCUCAGCAUGGUCGCCACCCCCUCGAUGAUUAUAUAUGGGUAGUGGAGCCUACACAUGACGGUGCUGUGUAUGUUUGGACGCCUUCAGGCUUGGGCAGUGGCCUAUUGUCCACCGGUUUCACCAUGAAGCAGUUGGUAGAUGGAACAUUUGCGGUCCCUAAUCCACCUGUCGUCUAUACUGGCGACAAGAAGAGUACACUCAUCACCGUCGACGCUGCCACCGGCAGGGUCCUGAAAUGGUUUGGACAGACCGGCGCGCAGGUCGACCAGAGUGCUACCUGUUUCCCACCCAACGGCCAUCUCGUUGAUACAGGCAGUGAUGAAUGCAGCGAUACUGGCACCAUCACCCUUAUUCGCACCGAAUACACCGUGACUAUACAUGGCCGCGACGAUGGCAGGAUGAUCGCCACGCUCAGAUAUGCCGAAUGGGGCCCCAAUAACUUUGAUAGCGAUCUCCACCAGCAGUACCGAGCCACUCAGGACAAUCGGUAUUUCACCAGUCAACAUGACGGCAAAGUAUACGCGCUCGUUCACCCGACGGGUAUCACCUCCUUUGCCCGCCAGUUCUCGGUCCCUGUGGCUCGUGUAUUCGAUAUCGCAAGACCCGAGGAUGCUCCGCACGGCAGCAACCCCGAGCUUGUCCUCCUACCUCAGCCUACGUUUCCUAUCCGCGACCCAGAGUCGGCUCAGGCAAGGAGUCAGAGUGUGUUCCUGAACCAUACCAGCUCAGGCAGCUGGUAUGCCAUGUCAGGCUGGUCGUACCCGCUCAUCGUCAACGCCCCCAACGCACAGAUCAAUCGAAGGGAUCGAUGGGAUAGCGAAAGCACCCGAGCCCUUCUUGAGGACGCACGCAUCAACGCUGCACUGGUAGGUGUCCACACUCUGGGUAGUGCAAGGAGCAUGCCACACUGGCCAUCAAGCCUCCCCCCAGGUCUACCGUCGACUUCCCUUUCAGAGUCGGAAAGAUCUGAGAACACCGACAACGAGUCGGCCGUGCCCACCCAGCUGCCGGGUGUAGAGAAAGACUAUCCCAAGAUCGUCGACACGGUCGUUACUCUGCCUCAAUAUGCUGCUGAUAGGACCAAGGAGUUCAUCAAGAACCCGAUUCUGAUUCCGGUUCUCAUCGUCUUCAUGUGGAUCUACUACAAGGACCUGAGGAGGUGGUUCAGGAGGCGAGCCGGUCAAACGGAUUACCUUCAGACCCCUACAUUUGUUCAACCGACGGAUCCGACCAGCAACGAUGCGUCCAAGAGUGGUGACGUAUUGGACGCGCCCCUCCCACGAACGGAUGAUCAAGGUGCGAAGGAAGUUGGUGAUAGAGCGGUAGCCCCUGUUGUUCCUCCAGUUGAGCCUGAAGCCGCGGCUGUGGAUGCGGCUGGUCAACAGCAGCCGCAGGAUGACCUCGAGUCGCCCGAGAAGAAGAAGAAAGCCCACCGCGGCCGCAGAGGUGGGGUGAAGCAUAAGAAAGGAGUUAAGAAGCAGCGAGAGGCUACUGACCUUUCCACCGAAAAUGGUUCUCCCGAGCCGGAAGAUGGCAUUCCAGGUCUCCAAAACAUUGGUAUACCUCCGAAGCUGGAACCCAACGUCACAACCGUGAACAACGACCCGGAGGAUGUGAGCGGGCCCGUUGUGAAGAUCGGCGGCAUAGAAGUCGACCAGGAAGAGCAGCUUGGGAUGGGAAGCAACGGCACGGUGGUUUUCGCGGGCAGAUUUCACGGCCGCGACGUUGCAGUGAAGCGCAUGCUAACACAGUUCUGGGACAUUGCAACACAGGAAACCCAGCUGCUGCUGGAAAGUGACCACCACCCAAAUGUCAUCCGUUACUUCGCCAUGUCGAAAAACGACAGUUUCUUGUACAUUGCGUUAGAGCUAUGCCAGGCGUCUUUGUCUGACAUCGUGGACAAGCCACAUCUAUUCCCAGACCUUGCACAAGCAGGCGAAAUGGAUCUACCGCGGGUAUUAUUGCAGAUAGCAAAUGGGCUCGGGUUCCUCCACGACCUGCGCAUCGUCCACCGGGACCUGAAGCCUCAGAACAUUUUGGUUACGAUGGGUCGGGAUGGCAAACCUCGACUACUGGUGUCGGAUUUUGGACUCUGCAAGAAGCUCGAGGGCGGGCAGUCGUCCUUUGGCGCGACCACGGCCCACGCCGCUGGCACGUCGGGUUGGCGUGCGCCCGAGCUGCUCUUGGACGACGACGCGCGCGAGAGUUCGACCUUGUCGAUGACGAGCACGCAUAGUGACUCCAGCAGCCAACUCGUCAGCGCCGACGUGAUGCCCAACCGGCGAGCGACUCGGGCCAUAGACAUAUUCAGUCUUGGCCUUGUCUUUUACUAUGUGCUCACCAAGGGCCUGCACCCGUUUGACUGUGGUGAUCGGUACAUGAGGGAAGUCAACAUUCGAAAGGGACAGUUCAACCUCGCGCCACUCGAUGUUCUGGGUGACUUUGCGCACGAAGCGAAGGCGCUGAUCGAGACGAUGCUUCGCUCCGAGGCGAGGACGCGGCCGUCGGCCAGGGAUGUCAUGUCACACCCGUUUUUCUGGUCUCCCAAGGAACGUCUGGCUUUCCUCUGUGACGUUUCGGACUACUUUGAGCUUCAGCCACGAGAUCCGCCGUCCAAGGCGCUGGUGGACCUGGAGGCGUGUGCGCCUCAGAUCUGCCGCGGCGACUUUCUCAAGGCGCUACCCAAGGAGUUCGUCGACAGCCUCGGUAAACAGCGAAAGUACACGGGAUCCAGACUGCUGGAUCUGCUGCGGGCGCUGAGAAACAAGCGGUUCCACUAUGGUGACAUGAACGAGUCCCUCAAGAAGAUGGUGGGGCCCGUGCCGGAGGGGUAUCUUGGGUUUUGGACCAGACGGUUCCCGAAUCUGUUGAUAGUGUGCUGCGCGGUGAUCUACAAGCUGAACCUCGAGGAGGCGGAUGCUUUCAGAGACUACUUCAAGCCCAGAACGCCUCUAUGA
This is a messenger RNA of Anthostomella pinea, 3678 nucleotides long. NCBI's taxonomy places the organism in Eukaryota, Fungi, Ascomycota, Sordariomycetes, Xylariales, Xylariaceae. The record is from the annotation of a GenBank genome assembly.